AUUGAUGGUUGGACGAUGGCUUUUAUGAAAAAUCAACUUAUGUUACAUCCUCCACUCUAUUUACACAACACAAUGGUAUUUACUCAAUUUAACUCGAUUAUUGAUCAGCUUCCAACAACAUUGAAUGAUCCAAUUGAAAUAACGGAUGAAGUUUAUGAAGAAGACAGCAUAACAAGUCUGGGGCAGUUUGAAACUAAAAGGAGAAUGCUGACGAUGAAACAGCUCCAAACAGAGACAAUAAAGGAUAAUAUCAACCAAAAGCUGCGAACGUACUGGAAUAUGUAUUCUGAACUUAAGGCAGUCUUAAAGAGCAAUAGUACAAAGCUUACACAGAAACAAUUUGAGUUUGUAAUGAACUACUUUAUAGCAAAGAAAGAUUUCUAUGCGGAAAUAAAAGCAGAGUUAGGAAAGAUAUCGAGAGUGAACGAGACGUGACAUGACAUGUUCGAUGGGGGUUUUUU
This is a messenger RNA of Mercenaria mercenaria, 461 nucleotides long. RefSeq lists its product as uncharacterized. Bases 16 to 435 code for a protein of 139 amino acids. Lineage: Eukaryota; Metazoa; Mollusca; Bivalvia; Venerida; Veneridae. The transcript is spliced from 3 exons. The record is from RefSeq and is a predicted model, not a curated record.